UGGUUUACGGUAAAGGUUUAUACGUUCAGCUCGCGCUCACUUCUAUCAGACGAGGAGCGAUAGAAGAAUAAUAAUGUCGCUUCAUAACUUCUCUAAAGAAGCGCUUAUAGGCUCAGCGACGCUGGGAGUGAUUUUUAUAACGGGAUAUUAUGUCGGCAAACGCAAGUCUAAACGGUUCAGAAUGUCGUCGGGUAAAAGUCACGUGGGAAGGAAAGACGACCCAGUGAUGCAGUACCUGCUCAAUCACUCUCUGAGGGAACAUCCAGCCCUCAAAAAACUACGUCAGAAAACCAUGGAGCACGAGCUGAGCAUGAUCAUGGUGGCCUGCGAGCAGUCCCAGCUCAUGGCCAAUCUAGCCAGUCUAAUCAAGGCCAGGAAAGCCAUUGAAAUCGGUGUUUAUACGGGGUAUAACGCGCUGAGCAUCGCCCUGGCCCUGCCGGACGACGGCAAAGUGAUCGCGUGCGACGUCAGCGAGGAGUACAUCAACAUCGGCAGACCUUUCUGGAAACUGGCCUCCGUCGAGCACAAAAUAGACGUGCGUGUGAAGCCAGCGCUGCAAACUCUUGACGAGCUUCUGGCUGCUGGCGAAGCGGAGACGUUUGAUUUCGUCUUCAUUGAUGCCGACAAAGUCAACUACGACAACUACUAUGAGAAAUCCCUGCAGCUGGUCAGGAAAGGAGGAAUAAUCGCCAUCGAUAACGUGCUGUGGAGCGGUCGAGUGGUGAACCCAGAAGAAGGAGAUGUCGACUCCAUCAGCAUUGAUAAACUGAACAAGAAGCUCCAUCGAGACACCAGAAUCCAGCUGAGCAUGCUAACAGUAGGCGACGGUCUGACAUUAGCAUUCAAAAUCUGACUUUAUACUUGUGUACCACUGCGAAGAAGACAUUUGAAACCAUUUAUCAGCUAAGAGCGUGCUUUGUACCAAUUGAAAGUUUUGUAUUCGGUCGUUCACGGUGCCAGCUGUUGAUUGGUUUGUGAUAUGUAUUUGUGGUAUAAUUUUUUUCAAUAAACAAAGUGACAGCACUGAAAUAUUUUAAA
Puntigrus tetrazona (Sumatra barb) is the source of this 1038-nucleotide messenger RNA. RefSeq names its product catechol O-methyltransferase domain-containing protein 1-like. The coding region runs from base 74 to 853 and encodes 259 amino acids. NCBI's taxonomy places the organism in Eukaryota, Metazoa, Chordata, Actinopteri, Cypriniformes, Cyprinidae. The record is from RefSeq and is a predicted model, not a curated record. The transcript has 7 exons. Gene Ontology annotation, molecular function: S-adenosylmethionine-dependent methyltransferase activity; O-methyltransferase activity.